Molecule: messenger RNA, 3658 nt
Organism: Lontra canadensis (Northern American river otter)
Lineage: Eukaryota; Metazoa; Chordata; Mammalia; Carnivora; Mustelidae
Gene: ATP6V0A2
Product: ATPase H+ transporting V0 subunit a2
Exons: 20
Coding region: 1-2565 (854 amino acids)
Biological process (GO): vacuolar acidification; proton transmembrane transport
Cellular component (GO): vacuolar proton-transporting V-type ATPase complex; vacuolar proton-transporting V-type ATPase, V0 domain; plasma membrane
Molecular function (GO): ATPase binding; proton-transporting ATPase activity, rotational mechanism
Source: RefSeq, a predicted model, not a curated record
AUGGGGUCCCUAUUCCGGAGCGAGACCAUGUGCCUGGCGCAGCUGUUCCUGCAGUCCGGCACGGCCUACGAGUGCCUCAGCGCCUUGGGCGAGAAGGGCCUGGUCCAGUUCCGAGACCUCAACCAGAAUGUAAGUUCCUUCCAAAGAAAAUUCGUCGGUGAGGUGAAGAGGUGUGAAGAACUAGAACGCAUAUUAGCGUAUUUGGUGCAGGAAAUUAAUAGAGCCGACAUUCCCCUUCCUGAGGGAGAGACCAGUCCUCCUGCACCACCUCUGAAACAAGUCCUGGAGAUGCAGGAGCAGCUGCAGAAGCUGGAGGUUGAGCUGAGAGAAGUCACCAAGAACAAGGAGAAGCUGAGGAAAAACUUGCUGGAGCUGAUCGAGUACACUCACAUGCUCAGGGUGACAAAAACCUUCGUUAAACGGAAUGUGGAGUUUGAACCCACUUACGAAGAAUUCCCUCCCUUAGAGAAUGAUUCCUUGUUGGACUACAGCUGUAUGCAGAGGCUGGGAGCAAAACUGGGAUUUAUAUCUGGCCUAAUUAACCAAGGAAAAGUGGAAGCAUUUGAGAAAAUGCUGUGGAGGGUCUGCAAAGGGUACACCAUUGUGACCUAUGCAGAGCUGGAUGAGCCCCUCGAGGACCCUGAAACGGGGGAAGUUAUAAAAUGGUACGUGUUUUUAAUAUCCUUUUGGGGAGAGCAGAUUGGCCACAAAGUUAAGAAGAUAUGUGAUUGUUACCACUGCCACGUUUACCCCUACCCGAACACUGCUGAGGAGCGGAAGGAGAUCCAGGAAGGACUGAACACCCGGAUUCAGGAUCUUUACACUGUGCUUCACAAAACCGAGGACUAUUUAAGGCAAGUGCUGUGUAAAGCCGCCGAAUCCGUCUACAGCCACGUCGUCCAGGUGAAGAAGAUGAAGGCCAUUUACCACAUGCUGAACAUGUGCAGCUUCGACGUGACCAACAAGUGCCUCAUCGCCGAGGUCUGGUGUCCCGAGGCCGACCUGCACGACCUGCGCCGGGCGCUCGAGGACGGCUCGAGAGAGAGCGGUGCUACGAUCCCCUCAUUUAUGAACACGAUCCCAACAAAAGAAACACCCCCAACUCUCAUCCGCACCAACAAGUUCACCGAGGGGUUUCAGAACAUUGUGGACGCCUACGGAGUUGGGAGCUACAGAGAAGUGAACCCAGCUCUCUUCACCAUCAUCACUUUCCCCUUUUUGUUCGCCGUGAUGUUUGGAGACUUUGGACAUGGCUUUGUGAUGUUCUUAUUUGCCCUCUUGCUGGUGUUGAAUGAAAACCAUCCCAGACUAAAGCAGUCACAGGAGAUCACGCGCAUGUUUUUCAACGGCCGCUACAUCCUGCUGCUGAUGGGGCUGUUCUCGGUGUACACGGGCCUCAUCUACAACGACUGCUUCUCCAAGUCGGUCAACCUGUUCGGCUCCGGCUGGAACGUGUCUGCCAUGUACAGCUACAGCCGCGCCCCGGCGGAGCGCAGGAGGAUGGCGCUCUGGAAUGACUCCGUCGUCAGGCGCAGCAGGGUUUUGCAGUUGGACCCGAGUGUUCCCGGAGUGUUCCAAGGCCCUUACCCUCUUGGCAUCGAUCCCAUUUGGAACUUGGCCACAAACCGUCUCACUUUUCUAAACUCUUUCAAAAUGAAAAUGUCUGUGAUUUUAGGAAUUAUUCACAUGACUUUUGGAGUCAUUCUGGGAAUAUUUAACCACUUGCAUUUCCGGAAGAAGUUCAAUAUUUAUUUGGUUUCCGUCCCAGAACUUCUCUUCAUGCUCUGCAUCUUUGGGUACCUCAUCUUCAUGAUCGUCUAUAAGUGGCUGGUGUACUCGGCCGAAACCUCCAGAGCUGCCCCGAGCAUUCUGAUCGAAUUUAUCAACAUGUUUUUAUUCCCGGCUAGUGAAACAAACGGCCUGUAUGCAGGGCAGGAGCACGUGCAGAGACUGCUGCUGGCCGUCACCGCGCUGUCUGUCCCCGUCCUCUUCCUGGGAAAACCGCUCUUCUUGUUGUGGUUGCACAACGGGCGCAGCUGCUUUGGAGUGAGCAGGAGUGGUUACACGCUUAUAAGAAAAGACAGCGAGGAGGAGGUUUCUCUGCUGGGAAGCCAAGACAUAGAAGAAGGAAAUAACCAGAUGGAAGAUGGAUGCAGAGAAAUGACAUGCGAAGAGUUUAAUUUUGGAGAAAUAUUAAUGACCCAAGUGAUUCAUUCCAUCGAGUACUGCCUGGGAUGCAUCUCCAACACCGCUUCCUACCUGAGGCUCUGGGCUCUCAGUUUGGCUCACGCACAGUUGUCUGACGUCCUGUGGACCAUGCUGGUGCGCGUGGGCCUCCGAGUGGACACCACGUACGGAGUCCUGCUGCUGCUUCCGGUUAUCGCGCUCUUUGCAGUUUUGACAAUUUUCAUCCUUUUGAUCAUGGAAGGCCUUUCUGCAUUUCUUCACGCCAUACGCCUCCACUGGGUAGAAUUUCAGAACAAGUUCUACGUUGGUGCAGGCACCAAAUUCGUUCCUUUCUCAUUCAGACUGCUUUCAUCGAAAUUCAGUGAUGACGUGGCAUGAUCGCGUUGCCGUACCUAACAAGCUGUCAGAUUUAUGGAGAAUUAUCAUGUUAUAGAAUUUCACUUCCGUCAGAUUUACGAUAGGAAAAAUUCCGUCUUCAUUGAUUGCCUUAUGAUAUAGCCAAAUAAUUCUGUAAGAUAUACCUCUUCCUCUGUUAAAUAUUUUGUAAAGUUUAUCAACUUCAGAUCUCUAAAUUUCUUUCAGUUUUUACAAUGAGCAAAUAUAAGUCAAGGCCCAAAGUUACGUUUAAGUUAUUUUUAAAAAUACAGGCUUGGGGGAGAGAAGCAGUUUUGAACGGCUCAUUGAAAAUGGUCUUAGAUACUCAAUUCCUUUUCACCCUAUUAAAAAAAAAAAAAAGUCAUUCUGUUGCUUGACGUUGUCAGAUAAUAUUUUCCAACAGCUGAGGUUAAGUAUAGUUUUUUAAAAAAUUUAAUGACGGAUAAUCAAAAGAUUCACGUUCUGCCUGAUUAUAAGUAUGUAAACAUUUUUUUACUGUAUGCUGUCUAGGCCUGCAAGUAGGGGACUGUUUCUACAAUUUUGUCUUGUUUUAAUAAUUGGGGAAAAUGGGAUAAAAUAACGAACAACAGAUGGUUAUCCAACUUGUAUAUUUUUAAAAAUAUUCUAAUCCUGUUAUCCUUAUGUAAAGCCAAUUAUGAUAAUUGUAUGUUUGAAAGAUAAAACUGUAUCCUGAGCCUUAAAACCAGCGUGACUGUAGAAGAUACAAUGUGGAUGUGAUUUGAACUUAGAGACCAGCUUAGCUGAUGUUACUGAUGUUACUGAACCAAAAGGGGUUUAUAUUGAGUGAAGGGAAGAGCAAAAAGUAGUGUUUUGUAUAUUUUUAUAACAAAAUAUAAAUUAUUUUACCAUGAAGAGAUUGCACCUCUCCUUGAGAACAGUAUGAUUAUAAUUUUUUACUUUCAGACUAAUUCUAAAUAAAGGUCUGAUAAAGGAAUUUAGAGUUAAUUUAAACUUUCAAACACUGUUGGGAUCAAUUGAAAAUUAAUUCUUAUUAUCUGUAGUUUAAAUUCAUCUGUUCACGUGACAUUCAGUUUUGAAUGAAUGUGGGUCAGUCCUACUGAACAUUUUAACCUGU